UUCGAUGGGCUCCGCCACCGCGAGCAAGCACCACCCGGCGCCGGCGAGGUCGAUGAAGCGCGACCCCUCGGCGGAGCUCCUUGAAAGCCUCGACGCUAGCCACAACCCUGCUUUGGCUCCUGAUCCUGGUGCCGUCGAUCUGAUGGACUGUGGGGACGGGGACGAGGACGAGGGGCUCAGGACCGCGGUGUUUCUCUCCCGGGAGGAGGUUCUUCGGCGGCGAUCUAGGAGGUUGAAGCGGCUGGCAAAGUAUUACAAGGAUCAGUAUUGGGCGUUGUUGGAGGAGGUGAAGGUGAGACAUCGGCAUUAUUACUGGGACUUUGGGAAGAGUCCGUUUGUAGGGGAGGAUAGGGAGAGUGGUGGAAAUGAGGGGGGCGCGGUGGAGGGGAGUGACGAGAGGGGGUUUGGGGCUGGGGAUGGGGGGAAGAAGGGGGAGAGGGAGAGAUGUGGGGUUUCUGGGUGUAAGGCUUGUGCGAUGCCGUUGACGAGGUUUUGCCACUCCCACAUAUUGUUGGAUGGGAAGCAGACGCUUUACAAGGCUUGUAGUUAUGUGAUUAAGAGUGCGCAAAGUGGGCAAAUUAUUUGCGGGAAACCUGUGCUUAGAGCUGCUGUCCCCUCUCUCUGCCUUAAUCACUUUCAGAAGGCUCAGAAACAUGUAUCUCAAGCUUUAAAGAAGGCUGGUCUUAAUGUAUCAUCUUCAAGUAGACCUCCUCCAAAAUUUCAUAUUAUAAUGGCUGAAUAUGUGCGCCAAAUUCAAGCUAAAAGAAGAGAAGCUUUGAAUACUACCAUUGAGACUGUCAGAGAUGAGGAUGAAAAGAUCUGCUGAAAUUUCUGUACUUACGGUGAUCUUAUUGUAUACAUGAGAACCUUAGAUGGAGGUCUCAUGAAUCAGAUUGAGCUGGAUGCCAUUUACGCGGAUGCAGGUUAUUCCUCCCCUGGGAAAAUUCGCUAUUUACUAAGCUUAGCUUGUGAACCCCAUGCUGCCAUGCUCUUCCCAAGCAUAAAUUUCCUAUGAUUAUCUAGAACGGGUCCUGCCCAUGUCAACUGUGUGGCACUAUCGAUCAUCUCGCAUGGGACUCAUCUUCAGCACGGCACGCCCUUGGACAGCACAACUACCAUCCAUUUAAACUGCACUAGUGCUAUGAGAUGAGGUGUGUGUUGAUGAAGGUCUUGCCCUCUUUUUUCUGAACAAAGGCAUUAAUAGAUGUAUGGAUGGAGGCAUGAUGGCUUGCUUCUUAUAACUGUUCCUGCUCUGAAAAGCAGAAGCUUGUAUUUAUGAGGCAAAUUUUUUUUUUCCUUGUACCAAAAAUCUUAGCUGUGAAUAUGAUUGAUUAUUCCCUCAGCAUCCACCUGCUGUGUAUUUUUGUAAAUUCAAGAAAACAGUCUUUGUUAUGUCUGUGCUAUAAAUUCCUAAAUUUGUUUGUUCC
Molecule: messenger RNA, 1427 nt
Organism: Dioscorea cayenensis subsp. rotundata (Guinea yam)
Lineage: Eukaryota; Viridiplantae; Streptophyta; Magnoliopsida; Dioscoreales; Dioscoreaceae
Product: INO80 complex subunit D-like
Exons: 4
Coding region: 5-826 (273 amino acids)
Cellular component (GO): NSL complex
Source: RefSeq, a predicted model, not a curated record